AUGGCCCGAGUCGCGCGGGCGGCGAGAAGUGUGGGAGGCUCUCGAACCAUCGAACCCAGACAUGAUGAGGACCUCAUGGACCUGCAUAGUCCGUUAUUCUACUCUGAAGGCCAUCGAGUUCCUCUGCCCUCUACUCCCAAGAGUGCUUCUACACCGCGUCGACCUAUGCGGCAGAGUACGGGGGGACACUUGUCUGCCCGAAGCGGCGCACCAGGAUCUCCAAAGAAAGGUGGAGCCUCUCCCCAAGGGAAGGUGGAGUCCUUUGAGUUGCUCCCAGCUCCGACGGGUUCCUUUACCUCGGACAUCGACGCAACGGACCUGGCAGCGCUGUACUCGGAGAGGGAAGAGCUGGAGCCACGAACGAGUUCGGGCGCAAGCGCAAGCAGCCCAAGCCCACGAAGCGCUUCCAAAAAGACAACCAAAGGAGCCGGACAGCGGUUUCCACAGGAGGAAUCACGACCCUCGAGUAGCAUGAGCAUGAGAGGUGCCGUGUUCCACUCUGAGGGUGACAUCCCUCUGCCGCGCAGCCCCAAAAAUGGCCGUGGUUCUCGCCCUGCUUUGCCAUUGCGGGCUGUCACAGAGCGACAGAUGCCGCGGCCUGGAACGUCUGGUGGAACCCCUCAGGGAACACCGAAAUCUGCAAGAGGGACAGGGAGGGCGGAGACCGCGGAUUUGCCGCCGGUGUCUUCCUGUGCCUUCGACAAAGACCGGGGUUCCUUCAACUCCGAUGUCUCUGACCGAGAGCUGUUCUCCUCUUUGGGGGAGGGGAUGGACUCGGUGAAAGAGAGCCCACGGAGCCCUUCCAAGAAGUUUUCCAAAGGAGCACCACCAAGGAUGUUCCGGCCAGAGACCGAGCAGGAAGCGAGACCUUCAAGUAGCAUGAGCAUGCGCAGCAGGAGUGGGGUCGAGCCCUUACCCCCGCGCCGCUUGUCCUUCGUGGGCAUGUCCAUCAAUGAUGUUUGGCAAGCGAUCCAGGAAGAGGAACCAUUUCUUGACUGGCUGCCGGAGUUUUGGGACCGGGUUUUGACCGCGCCAUGCCCAGCAGCUUGUAAGACGCUGGCGUUACGCUCACUGGCCAACUGGGUGGCGAUCUACAACCGAUGGCAAGCAGUGGGAGAGUGGAAACCAGGUCAGGCACCUCGCUUCUUUAAUGCAUUCGAGGCUCAGCAGAUGCUGGGCAUUCCUUUGCCUCGGGUGAUGGACUUUGUGAAGCUCUUCGAUCCUCCGGGCUAUGCCCGAGCAAACCAAACCAAGAGCCCUCAGGACUAUGUGAGAAUCAAACUUCCAGUGUCUCCAUUGAUCACGGUCUGCAUUUUGAUGUCUACGGCGAUUUGCAAGAAACAAAAGAUCCGUUUCUUGCUGGGAGUCUUUGAUGAGAAUGACAAUCGCACCUUCGAAGAGGAAGAGUUUGUAGAGAUGCUACUGGCACUCUUCCGUGGUAUGGCUGCGAUGUUCAACUUGCUGAAUAUGAAGGAGGUCUUACCUUCCGUCCAACGCAUGGAAGCUCUAGCGAAGCAUCUCUUUCGACGUAUCAUCGACUUCUAUCAAGUCAAGACAGGAAAUGGAUUGGUGGGUGAUAGUGUGCCUUUUCAGGUCAUUCAGGACUGGCUCUUAGGCGACAGCAGCGACGCUCUCAACGCUCCCUUCGCUCUGUUCAUCCACAGGUACUCAACGCCUGGGGAGGAAGAGGACCCAGAGAUUUUUGAAGAUGAGGAUCAGAAGUUCCGUUUGUCGCACACCGCCCCGGUGGAUUUGCCCCUGGAAACGGCGGCGUCGUUGGACGCCACGUUCUCGAACCGUCAUGAGCUGGUGGUUGCGCAGAAGUUGUUCAACUACUGCCUUUCCACUGGAGGUUUCGGCGUUUCACAUUCCGCCGCAGAAGCUGCUGUUGGGCCUAUCGAUGCAGAGCUGUGGAUUGACAAACUUCAUCGAGCAUUAGAUGCCACAGAAGAUGCACGGGGCGUCGGCAGGACCACAUUUACCAGCUUUCUAAAAAGGCUGUGCCCAAAGGCCACUGCGCGACAUUUGCGAAUGUUUCACAGCUGGCUGAAAGAAUAUCAGCACUUGGAAGAACUGCAGUCGGAGGUGGGCAAAACCAGGCUGUCUCUGCGAAGAUUUCAGAAUUUCAUUGCUCUACCAAAGCUCCCCGUGAAGAUGCGGCAGGAGAUGUCGUUGGAUUGGCAAACCAGAGCGUCGGAGAGUGAGUUGGAGGACUAUGUUGAAAACUGCUGUCCUCCAGAUUUCCGGCCCUUCCCUGGAGAUCCUGUGGUGGAUGCGGUGAUUGAGGAAUUGCUGCAGCUGCAGUUGGCUCAACAGGAGCUCAUGGUUCAACGAUGGAUGCGCCUAUUCGCGCCGCGCAAGUCUCCUGAGGCAUCUUUGUGUUCAAAGCCGGCCUUUUUGAAGCCGAAAGUUCCCAUGGAGGAAUGGCAAAAGUGGAACCAGGUCCUCGAUCUUUUCGAAGUCCCUGCGCAUGGUCGGGCAGACAGAGAUCAGCUACUGCGGACUCGAAUGCUGAGCAAAGACAUCGUGGCUGUGCUGGGAACUCUCCUUCCAAAGCAAAGCUUCAGCAGGGAUGGAUUCCUUCACUUGAUGUGCCAGCUGAAGAACUAUCGACCGCGCUGA
This is a messenger RNA of Cladocopium goreaui, 2622 nucleotides long. The record is from the annotation of a GenBank genome assembly. NCBI's taxonomy places the organism in Eukaryota, Dinophyceae, Suessiales, Symbiodiniaceae.